Messenger RNA from Choloepus didactylus (southern two-toed sloth), 1310 nucleotides. RefSeq names its product kallikrein-6-like. The record is from RefSeq and is a predicted model, not a curated record. Lineage: Eukaryota; Metazoa; Chordata; Mammalia; Pilosa; Megalonychidae. Gene Ontology annotation, molecular function: serine-type endopeptidase activity. The transcript has 7 exons. Gene Ontology annotation, biological process: proteolysis. The coding region runs from base 268 to 1002 and encodes 244 amino acids.
GGACAAAGCCUGAUUGUUCCGGGGCCCCUUUCCCCACAGCGCCCGGGGGCAGGGGCAGAGGCGGGGGCCGGCCUGGUGACACACGCUUUCUCAGCUCUCCUCUCUCCUGGGGACACGGAGGUUGUCAGCACCCACCGCGGGACUUACGGGCAGCUCCCUGCAUUUCUCACUCUCUCUGGCUCGCUGCCUGCCUGUGACACGGUGCUGCCCCUUCCCCAAUUCAAGGACCCCUGAGCCCGUCAGCGGCCGGCCCCUGCAGGAAUAGCCAUGAAGAAGCUGAUUCUAACACUGGUUCUCAUCACUGCAGCCUGGACAGAGGAUCAGAAUAAGCUGGUGCAUGGAGACCCCUGUUCCAAGAAUUCUCACCCCUUCCAAGCUGCCCUGUAUACUGAAGGCCACUUGCUCUGUGGAGGGGUCCUCAUUCACCCACAGUGGGUCCUCACCGCUGCCCACUGCAAAAACACGAAUCUUCAGGUCUUCCUGGGGAAACACAACCUUCAGCAAAGGGAGAGUUCCCAGCAGCAGAGCUCUGUGGUCAAGACUGUGAUCCACCCAGGCUACAACGCGGCCACCCAUGACCAGGAUAUCAUGCUGUUGUACCUGAAACAUCCAGUCACACUCUCUGAACACAUCCAGCCCCUGCCCCUGGAGAGGGACUGCUCGGCUGACAACACCAACUGCCACAUCCUGGGCUGGGGCAAGACAGCAGAUGGUGAUUUCCCCGACACCAUCCAGUGUGCGGUGGUCCACCUGGUGCCCCGUGGAGAGUGUGAGCAGGCCUACCCCCACCAGAUCACUGAAAACAUGGUGUGCGCUGGGGAUAAGAAGCUUGGGAAGGACUCCUGCCAGGGUGAUUCUGGGGGACCCUUGGUUUGUGGAGACCGUCUCCGGGGUCUUGUAUCAUGGGGUAAUGUCCCUUGUGGAUCAAAGGAGAAGCCAGGCGUCUAUACCAAUGUCUGCAGAUAUGUCAACUGGAUCCGAAAAACUAUUCAGGCCAAGUGACUCUCCCAUGUGACACCCAACUCUCGCCCCACAAACCCACUGGCAGGCUCCAGAAUAUCUAUUACCAAUUCCUUCCCAUUCCUCCCCACCUGCCCAGGUUUGAUCCUUGAUGCUUAAGGAUCCCAGCUCUGCCACUUACUAGCUGUGUACCCUGGAGAAAUGUUUUCAUACAUUGUGUAGAUUUUCUCACCUGUAAAAUAGUUAAUAAUAGUAGUUUCUUUGUAAGAGGGUCACUGUGCUAGAAGGAUUCAAGGCUUCAAAUGUGCACACAUCUCAAAUGCCUAAUAAAGAGUGGAUUUUAUUAUUGA